This is a messenger RNA of Colossoma macropomum (tambaqui), 927 nucleotides long. It is a transcript of the gene psmb1, whose product is annotated as proteasome 20S subunit beta 1. The transcript is spliced from 6 exons. The record is from RefSeq and is a predicted model, not a curated record. Gene Ontology annotation, cellular component: proteasome core complex. Bases 104 to 817 code for a protein of 237 amino acids. NCBI's taxonomy places the organism in Eukaryota, Metazoa, Chordata, Actinopteri, Characiformes, Serrasalmidae.
GGGAAAAAUCAACUUCCGUCCUCCAUGUCGCAGUGAGACAGCGAGUUUAGUGAGGUUUUCGGAGGUGCAGUUUCAGUUCGGCUCAGCUCAGCCCGGCCCAGACAUGCUCUCCACACACUCCCUAGGAGAAAACGGGAAGAUGAAGGAGUAUCACUACGCCGGACCCGUAGAGCACAAAUUCUCUCCUUACGCCUUUAACGGAGGGACGGUGCUGGCGGUAGCUGGUGAAGACUUUGCUCUUGUGGCCUCAGACACACGUUUAAGUGAGGGUUACUUGAUCCAUAGCCGGGACUCCGCAAAAUGUUAUAAACUAACAGACACUACAGUGAUUGGCUGCAGUGGAUUCCAUGGAGACUGUUUAACGCUGACCAAAAUUAUUGAUGCAAGGCUUAAGAUGUACAAGCACGCAAAUAACAAGACCAUGACAAGUGGAGCCAUUGCAGCCAUGCUGUCAACAAUUCUGUACGGAAGGCGCUUCUUCCCGUACUAUGUUUACAACAUAAUUGGUGGGCUUGAUGAGGAAGGUCGAGGUGCCGUGUACAGUUUUGAUCCAGUUGGAUCCUACCAGAGGGACACUUACAAAGCAGGCGGAUCAGCGAGUGCGAUGCUGCAGCCACUGCUCGACAAUCAGAUCGGAUUCAAGAACAUGGAGAACGUUGAGCACGUGCCCCUGACCCUGGAGAAGGCCGUGCAGCUGGUGAAGGACGUGUUCAUUUCUGCUGCGGAGAGAGAUGUGUACACCGGAGACGCCCUCAAAAUUUGCAUCGUCACCAAGGAGGGCAUCCGGGAAGAGGUGAUCCCGCUCAGGAAAGACUGAGGAGCCUUUUCAGUCAUGCCAAAAUCCCUCUUCUGUUUUCCUUCACUCUGGAUUUUUUGCUCUGCUGUUCUUUUUAUAUUCUAUCUCAAGAAUAAAAAUAAUUAAUAGAU